UUGACCAGCUUCAAGUUGGCCUUUCUAAGGACACGACAUGCAAAUAUGUCUUUACACUGCGGGAUCUUUGCGGCUUGACCGAGAAGAAAACAGAAACAUCCAUGUGGCUCUUUCCGACCGCCGGAGUCAACAAGGGAGAAGACAGGAGGACAAGGGGGGAACAGGGUGGAGGAGAAACAUUCAGGUUGCUACUGACGUUAGUGUCCAGUACUUGCUGCAAAGGCCAGUGUGGAGCAGACUCAGCAGAGUCUGGACCGAACCAAGCAUCCUCUCAGCCAGCCACAACUGUUGUCGUCCAAGACAACUUGCUCAUUUCCGAAACGUCCAGUCUCCGCUGCCUCUUCUGGGUUUGGAUUCAGCUAGCCAAAGUCGGCUCAUCUCCGCCAGAGUCCGGGACGCCUGCGGGGGGGUGUCACAGUUUCUGUAGCGGAACGCCAUGGCAGAAACAGCUUCCGUUCCUGCUCUGCAAACGUGGCCCCUGCUGUAAUCCUGGGAUUGAAGGAAGCCCCGCAGAAACAGACUUGCUUUGCGUGCACCGAUUGGCCGCUACGUGACAUCCUCUCUCACGCGAUUCGGCACAUCAGACCCAUACAGCUCAUACAGGUGUUCAUGGUACUUCUCAUCUACAGUGACGUCCAAUCUGGGCAGCAAUGCCGCGCAAUUCCGGCACGGCUUGCGGUACAGGUUGAAACCCGUAGCGUCGUGCAUGGCGUUGAGCGUGCUGCUGUCAAAUCUUCCUGGAUGCUACCCAAGACAAGAAGAGAUCAACAACU
Messenger RNA from Parathielavia appendiculata, 773 nucleotides. RefSeq lists its product as uncharacterized. NCBI's taxonomy places the organism in Eukaryota, Fungi, Ascomycota, Sordariomycetes, Sordariales, Chaetomiaceae. The record is from RefSeq and is a predicted model, not a curated record. Bases 102 to 554 code for a protein of 150 amino acids. The transcript has a single exon.